GUUAUCUCGUUGAUCAGGACUCCGUCCAUGUUGCUUGUGGGAAUCAGGAAGUUGAGAUAGCUACAAUGCAGGUCUACUAGGUUCAUGACCUCGGAUGAUGGGGCUGCCUGGUGAUUUCCCCGUCUGGAGUUACCUCUCUUUGACCGUCGUUGCCCUGUGUUGUGUCAGAAAUGCUGGUGGCGUCCUUUCAACACAAUGUCCGCCUCCGAAAGCUCUAUUGGUUGUGACGAAAGGAAACGAGCGUAACCUGACGAUCGACUCGACCUCCUACACGGCUACCGCUGUCUCUCUGCCGGUGAAGUGUGUCUCUGAGGCGUUCAUCCCACAGGACGAUGUAAAGGCCACAUGUAAAAAUGGCAUAUGGAAACUCCCCAAGACCAAGUGUGUCCCACUGAUCUACCGUGAGCGGAAGGUCACCAACACCAUCAUGGCAAUUACUGGGGCCGUCGGCGGCGUGCUUGCCGCUGCUUUCAUCAUCGUCAAGGUCAUCUGCUACCGUCGGAGCAGCGGCAAGGGACAACGGGGGUCCGUGAGACAUGAUGACAUCGAGAUGACCAGUGAUGGUCGUGUUUCGACAAUGAGCAGGAACCUGCCCGUACAAACGGACCGACAAUCUGCGCACCUCUACACACAAUCUGUCGUGUCUGGACGUACCAGCCAACACACACAGCCCACCUACAACCACGACGGACGGGCGUUGAGAUAUUGAAACAAAGACUACUUUCUCACAUUUGUCGGGGGUUAAUGAGUCACGUGAUGUCAGUUAUCUGAUUUCAACCAAUGAACUGCUUACAAACUCAUCAUGCUUAUGCUGAACGUGCCACAACCUGCAAAUCCAGUCCUGCUCUAAAUCUACUAUGUGAACAUAUUAAUAGAGGUAUGAUUGUUAAGUAAUCGUAAAGCAUUCAUUAUCAGCACACUACCCGUGUUCUCCAGACCCUAUACGAUAAAUAAAAAGAGUCUUUCAUUA
Haliotis rubra (blacklip abalone) is the source of this 970-nucleotide messenger RNA. RefSeq lists its product as uncharacterized. NCBI's taxonomy places the organism in Eukaryota, Metazoa, Mollusca, Gastropoda, Lepetellida, Haliotidae. The record is from RefSeq and is a predicted model, not a curated record. Bases 95 to 709 code for a protein of 204 amino acids. The transcript has 6 exons.